Messenger RNA from Manduca sexta (tobacco hornworm), 3831 nucleotides. RefSeq lists its product as uncharacterized. Bases 196 to 3633 code for a protein of 1145 amino acids. NCBI's taxonomy places the organism in Eukaryota, Metazoa, Arthropoda, Insecta, Lepidoptera, Sphingidae. The record is from RefSeq and is a predicted model, not a curated record. Gene Ontology annotation, molecular function: zinc ion binding; nucleic acid binding. The transcript has 6 exons.
AUUUUUUAACUCUAGCAACACCAAAGAAUGGGUGUCAUUUUCCGCAAUGGAGUGUUGGACGUGUCUGUAACAACAAAAAACACAACUUUUUAUUUAAUCGUAAUGCUGUAGCACUUUAACAGUUAUCCGAAACACUAUUCGCGAUUAUGUUAAGUUCGUGUGAUGUUUUGUUUAGUUUUAAUUCGCAACUAAAAAAUGGAAGAGGAACUUAAGGAGCAUGAUUUAGAGGAGAGAUUGUAUGCUAUGCUUCACCAUGUUGACGAGACCCAGAGUGAUGUGAAGGAAAGUAGCCAAAAUGACGAACAAACAGCAGAGAAUGCUCCACGGAGCACGAUCCGUCGCUAUUGGCGAACGAGUGGCGACUACAUCAAGGCCACCGCUCCUAAAGACGCUCAGCCCGCCAUCAAAACCGCCCCGAAGGAUCCGCCAGUCGUAAAACCCGCCACAAACACUUCUGUACCUAAAGAAGAACGUCGCAAAUCGACUGCCAUCCAGUCCUCCACAAACCAACCUGUAAUUCAGUUACCACCACAAAAUGUAAAAAGCACCGUUGAAAUCGUAGAAUCCGAGUUAGAUAAACCUGUCCUUCUAGAAUCAAGUGAUGAGGAUGAAGUUAUUGAAGUAGCAUUACCCCCAAAACCAACAAUCACCAUCGAAAGUUCUGAUGAGGACGAGUUACAAAUCAUCAAAACAAAUUCGCCUGCAAAAUUACAAAACAAACUCCCUGAGCGAUCCGUAUCGGCAAGUCCAGUGCCGUCAGUAGUAUCUUCUGUCUCUGAUGAGUUUAUCCGAGGUGACUGCAUAGCAUUGAAUAUCUCCUCACGUCGAACAGACAACCCCAGCUUUGACUUCAGCCUCCAUGGCUCUGACCUACUUGACCAAAGCACCCCGUCAAAAAAGAAAAAGAAAAAAAAGUCAAAAGAGGUACUGACAUCAACUCCUAUUGUGACACAAAAAUCUGCUGCUGAUGAAUGUUUUGCCACACCAAAGAGUAAAGCUAAAAACAAAAAGAGAAAAUCUUAUACCAUAUCAGAGAAAAGUGUUCCAAAUGCAGAUGUUUAUGAUUCAGACAGCAAUCAAUCUAUUAUUGAAACUAACAAGAGUGCAAGCUAUGUUGUGUCAGAGAAGAGCUUGCCCAGUGCUGAUGUAUAUGAAUCUGAUUCCAGCUACUCUGAAGUUGUCAAAGAAAAGAAUGUACCACAAACUAGUGACAUUGGCAGCUCAGAUAGUAACAUAUCUCUCGAUAAGCCUCUUGAGGAAACUCCAAAAACUCCUGGUAGAAACAAAUACUCCCAAAAUGAAUUGGCUGUGCCAAUAGUUGACUUGACACAAAAUGACACUUAUAUUUCUUUAGACACCUCAGACAUCUGUGAAAGCAUCGUCAUGGGGAAUGUGUCUGGCUUUCCAGAGUCUGAAAACUAUGGAGACGAAAAUGUACCGCAAAAUGACAUUUCAAAAUUUGUAUCAACGAAAAUUCCGCCUAUACUAAAUGAAGAUUUAGACUUCGAUAACUUGAAAGGAAAGAACAAAGUUUGUAAGAGACGACGAUACUCUCUCACAACUCUACGUGCUGAUAUGGAAAAAUUCUACAACGAGAGCUGGGGCGGAGAGAACUUCAACCACAGGGAAAUACAAAAGAAUAUGUCACGUGACAAAAGUCUAUGGGCUAUUGAUCCUAAGGAUAGAGUACCAACAUCUGCUAAACGGAGGGUGACAUGCAACUAUUGCAACCGUCCCGGCCACCGCGACGACACGUGCCGGAUGAAGCCGCCCGUCUGCUACAUGUGCGGCCACACUGGACAUUUCGAACCACGCUGUCCACGUAAAAUUUGUAUCAAUUGUGGUUCACCAAACCACAUGUACUCGACGAUGUGCCGCAAUUGCUGUUCAUGGGGCACCAUCCGAUGCAACGAAUGCGGCCAGAACGGCCACCCCGCCUCUCACUGUCCUGACAUAUGGCGCCGUUAUCACAACACCAUUGACCUCAAUGUACCUCUGGAGAAGUGUACUCAGACCAGGAAACACUUCCAGUUGUACUGCAGCGGUUGUACUCGCCGCGGCCACUUGAUCCACACGUGCCGCAGCACCCUGCCCUUCUCAGGCCUCCCCAUAAACUCACCAUACGUAUAUCUGUACAGACCUGUAUAUUCGUCAUCGCCGCAAGAUAUGCAGAAUGAAUGUAAUAACUCGAAGAACGUUAAAGCAUCAAAUAACAACGACCAAGAUACUUCUAUGUCCCCAGCUAAUAAUUCACGGUUGGAGCGCAAUAAGCGACAGUCUAAAUCUCCGACUGUCCACGAGACCCAUGUCAACAAAAAGAGAAACCUAUCAAUUACGGAUGAAGUCGAUCUCAAACGUAGCACCAAGAGCCCCAUCAACAAUACUCAAAGAAAAACAUCUUUGAGCAGCGAUGACAAUAAUAAGAAUAAAAAAGAAAUAAAUAAAACACCCACUGUUCACUCUCCAAAAACUGUAUCUAGCGGCCAAAAAGCCUUAGAUUUUAUUGCUGUUGGAUCUACAAACUUUGAUAAAAGGGGGCAUAUCAUUCAAGACAACGAAGUUUCUGACACGAGUGAUGUCGUUACUUCAGCCCGGAUUUACGUUACCAAUGAAAUUAUUAACAAUUUGAAGUCGAAAGAAGGCGAAGUAUGGUUGAAUGACACCAUGGCCAAACAUAACGUUGUUGUGGAAUGCAUUGAAACGAACUCGUUUUUAAGUAUCAAGGGAAAAGUUGGCGAUCAAGAAGCAUUCCAAACAGCGUUGCGUGAAUGGUCAAACAUACAAAACGAGGAAACGACUGCUCAUAACGACUCGAAUGUAUCAAAUGAUAGCAAAAACGAUCAAUGCGAUUUAAGUCUUAUCCCGAAAAACAGAAACAAUCUCUUACGACAGCUAAGUAAAGCAUUGAAUUCUUUGAAAGAAGACAUAGGAGAUCCGAAAGAUCUGUAUAAGGAGUUGACUUUUUUCCAAAAUCGGCACCAACAACUUCUAAAGCAAAAAACCGUCAGUCCCAAGCAAGUGUCGAACAACAGGUGCAAUAUAAACUUAAUGCUCAAGAAACUUAACAUGGUUCUUCUCGGCCAAGCUGGUCUUGCGGACGGUUCCCAGCAUCUGUCAGAAUUACAUUUAUUUCAUGAGCAGCUUAUGAAUUCUACACAGAAAUUCAUACCACCGGAAUUACGUAAAGAAAUUGGACAUCAUUAUUACAAUAUAUUCGCUGCAAUACCGCGAGACGACUAUGUUGAACUAUUAAAGAAAUUCUAUCAAACUUCGACGGCUUUUAAAAGGAAGAAGAAAGAACGCUCUUUCCAUCUCAAUCCGAAAAUAAACAGAUUCAACAAAUCAUUAAACAGCAAUCCUCAUCAACAGAUUUAUGCGCAUGUUGAGAAGCCAACUAAAUUUGACGAUAACGUCUCUAGCAACAACAUGAGACAAAAAUUAGUAUUCUAUCAUCAAAGACUACUAAAGACGCAGCCAAACGGAGCAGUUCUCAAGAAGACACGGGUAGAACUAGUAAGGAAAUUGCACUCGUUUAUUGCGUCUAUGUUCAGAAAUGAGAAAGUGUCUUCGAAGACGAUGAAAAAGAUGAAGAAGGCUCAAGAACAGGCACAUACGUUCUUGGCAAAUGUAUAAAAUAAUAUUUAGGGAAUAAUGUUUUAUGUACGCGCCGCCCGGACGGAGGGAACGGUGGCGCACCCCGGCAGUAUUUUUUCGUGUUUAAUCCCAAUAUCUUUGCGGGAUCGAUUUAUGCUCGUCUUUGAUUGCCGGUUUGAUGUGUAAUGGCACUUUAAUGUGCAUGAAGUUAAUAAAACUUCUUAGUGUAAAGCAUAA